This is a messenger RNA of Annulohypoxylon truncatum, 1068 nucleotides long. Its product is annotated as glucosamine-6-phosphate isomerase. The coding region runs from base 1 to 1068 and encodes 355 amino acids. NCBI's taxonomy places the organism in Eukaryota, Fungi, Ascomycota, Sordariomycetes, Xylariales, Hypoxylaceae. The transcript has 4 exons. Gene Ontology annotation, biological process: N-acetylglucosamine catabolic process; carbohydrate metabolic process; N-acetylneuraminate catabolic process. The record is from RefSeq and is a predicted model, not a curated record. Gene Ontology annotation, molecular function: identical protein binding; glucosamine-6-phosphate deaminase activity. Gene Ontology annotation, cellular component: cytoplasm.
AUGAGGCUUAUCAUCCGCGACGAUUCCGAGACUGCCAGCGCCUAUGUAGCUAAUUACAUCAUCGAGAGAAUCCGACAUUUCAAUCCUACCCCGGCACAUCCCUUUGUCCUUGGCCUACCUACCGGUUCAAGCCCGCUUGGUGUAUACAAGAUUUUAGUUGAGCAGUACAAGGCUGGAAAUAUCUCCUUCGAAAAUGUCGUCACCUUCAACAUGGACGAGUAUGUCGGUAUCCCUCGAGACCAUCCCGAGAGUUACCACUCUUUCAUGUGGAAGAACUUCUUCUCUCAUGUCAACGUGAACCCAAACAAUGUCCACAUUCUCAACGGCAACAACCCAAAUCUUGAAGCAGAAUGUGUUGAGUACGAGGCUAAGAUCAAGCGUGCCGGCGGCAUAGACUUGUUCUUGGGUGGAAUUGGAGAAGACGGGCACAUCGCCUUCAAUGAACCCGGCUCUAGUUUAGCCUCGCGGACUCGUGUCAAGACGCUAGCCUAUGAUACUAUUCUCGCCAACUCUCGCUUCUUCGAGAACGACAUUGACAAGGUCCCUAAAAUGGCCUUGACAGUUGGUGUCCAAACCGUUCUCGAAGCGCGAGAGGUUGUCGUCAUUAUUCUUGGUGCCCGCAAGGCUCUCGCUCUGCAGAAGUGCAUUGAGCAGGGCGUUAACCACAUGUGGACACUAUCGAGUCUCCAGUUACAUCCUCACCCCAUGAUUGUGUGUGACGAGGAUGCAACGUUGGAACUGCAAGUGAAGACUGUGAAGUACUUCAAGAGUAUCGAGAAAGUCGCAAGAGAGCAGGGAUUUGAGCAGAUCUUGCCGUCAAGCAUCAGAACUGGACCGGGACCAGUUCCUAAGACUGUAAUCGACGAGGUUCAAUCGCCUACAAUCCUCGCACCGCAACCCAUUACAACUCGUCUAUUACGAGCGACGCCAGCAACUGAGUAUCCGGUCCGGUCAGUAUCUCCGGAUCUAGUCCCGGACCGAAUGGCGGACCGCGUCGGAAUUCCUGACAUCUCGAGGAGAUUAACCCCGCAACCCGAGGCGCAACGAGUGGCUAGCGUCGGGGCGUAA